Molecule: messenger RNA, 621 nt
Organism: Knipowitschia caucasica
Lineage: Eukaryota; Metazoa; Chordata; Actinopteri; Gobiiformes; Gobiidae
Source: the annotation of a GenBank genome assembly
AUGUCUGCAGCCCGGACAAUGCCGGCGGAGAUCAUGGACAACUUCCAGACGGUUCUGCGUUUCUUCAUGAACCAAAAGGCCACCAUCGGCUACAGCUUCAUGGCCUUGCUCACCAUCGGCGGAGAGCGGGUCUUCUCCAUGGUCUCCUUCCAGUGCCCCUGUAACCACGACCAGAACUUUGCCUAUGGGAUCACCUUCCUGUUGGGGCCCGCCGCCGUGCUGCUGGUGCUGGGGCUGUUCAUGAACACGCGCUUGUGGAGGCUCUACACCGGCUGCUGCCUCAACCCUCUCAAACUGUGUCCGCGCGGGAACUGCCUGAACUGCCUCUGCGUCUUCCUGAGCAUCCUCUCGGGGGCGUGCGUGGCUCCCAUCAUGUGGCUGUCGGUGGCGCUGCUCAACGGGACGUUUUACGAGUGCGCGGUGAGCGGCCUGGACGACAACGUGGUGGUGGAUCUGUUCUGCGUCAACAAGACCCUCAAGUGCCGCGAGGAGCUGGCCCACGUGCCCUGCGACCGCUCCAAGCUGACCAGAGACGAGAGGAUGGAGCUGCUGCUGAUGCUGCGAGCGCAAUCACAGUCCCUGGAACAUCACUCAUGCGGACACAGGGAACAAGAGGUCUAG